This is a messenger RNA of Caretta caretta (loggerhead turtle), 2857 nucleotides long. RefSeq names its product transcription factor AP-2 epsilon (gene TFAP2E). The record is from RefSeq and is a predicted model, not a curated record. Gene Ontology annotation, cellular component: nucleus. Gene Ontology annotation, biological process: regulation of cell population proliferation; anatomical structure development; regulation of transcription by RNA polymerase II. Gene Ontology annotation, molecular function: DNA-binding transcription factor activity, RNA polymerase II-specific; RNA polymerase II transcription regulatory region sequence-specific DNA binding. NCBI's taxonomy places the organism in Eukaryota, Metazoa, Chordata, Testudines, Cheloniidae.
GAGGGAGGUGGGAACCAUCUGAAACACUUCGGAACUGAACGGUUUUGUAAUCGAAGGGACAAAGCCAUCCGCGUAACUCCCCCCCGUUGGAUCUGGGAUUUUUCCUGCAUGGAGCUGCUGGGCCGUACCCGAUUUUGAAGGAUUGUUAUUGGGGUUUCUUUUAUUCCUCCACGUCUCUGCUUUGACACCUUCCUCUAGGCCUCCCCCCCCGCCCCCGCACAGAUGCUAGUUCACACUUAUUCAGCCAUGGACCGUCCCGAUGGGCUGAACGGGGCCUCGACCGGCGGCCGCCUCUCCCAGCUCUCCUCCCUGAACCAGGCGGCUUACUCCUCGGCUCCCCCGCUCUGCCACACGCCGGCCUCGGACUUCCAGCCCCCCUACUUCCCGCCGCCCUACCCGCAGCCCCCCAUGCCCUACUCGCAGAGCCAGGAGGCCGGCUACCCGCACCUGGGGGAUCCGUACAGCACCAUCAACCCCAUCCACCAGCACCAGCAGCCCGGCUGGCACUCGCAGCGGGCCCGGCAGGAGGAAGCGGGGCUGCUCUCACAGACCCACCGGGCGCUGAGCCUGGAUCCCCGCCGGGAAUAUCCGGGGGUCCCCCGCCUGCUGCACGGGCUGGCCGAUGCGGGCCACGGGCUAGGAGACGGGCCGCUGGGCCUCCAUGGACUCGGACAUCCCAGCCUCGAGGACAUCCAGGCUGUGGAUGAUGCUGGGCUGAAUUUACUGGAUCAGUCGGUGAUCAAGAAAGGAAUGUGCCAAGGGAUAAAUAUUAACCAUCCGGGGAAUGUGAAAGAAAGCCCUGACGUCGCUGCUGUCUGGAAGCAGCUCUGCUUUCCUAGCCCAUACGUGCCCAUCCCCUCGAAGGCAAACGGCACCACCAUCUCUGCCCUAUCGAUGAACAAAGACAGUUUGAUUGGAGGGGUGACAAAUCCCAACGAGGUCUUCUGCUCCGUGCCUGGCCGGCUCUCCCUUCUCAGUUCCACCUCUAAGUACAAGGUGACUGUCGGGGAGGUGCAGAGAAGGCUCUCCCCACCAGAGUGUCUCAAUGCCUCUCUUCUCGGGGGAGUCCUAAGGAGGGCAAAAUCAAAAAAUGGUGGAAGGUGUUUAAGGGAAAGAUUAGAGAAAAUAGGCUUAAAUCUACCUGCAGGAAGGCGUAAAGCUGCCAAUGUCACUUUGCUGACGUCGUUGGUGGAAGGCGAAGCGGUUCACCUCGCCCGGGAUUUUGGAUACGUGUGUGAAACAGAGUUCCCAGCGAAGGCAGCAGCGGAAUACCUGUGCCGUCAGCACUCCGAUCCCAGCGAACUCCACACCCGGAAAAACAUGCUCCUGGCUACCAAGCAAAUUUGUAAAGAGUUUGCAGACUUGAUGGCCCAGGAUCGUUCUCCGCUUGGGAACAGCCGCCCGUCUCUCAUCUUAGAGCCAGGUGUCCAAAGCUGCUUGACUCACUUCAGCCUGAUAACCCACGGCUUCGGGGGUCCAGCUAUCUGUGCAGCACUCACAGCCUUCCAGAACUACCUGGUGGAAUCCCUCAAGGGUUUGGAUAAAAUGUUCAUGAACAGCACAGGGAAUGGGCAUGCAGCUGGAGACUCUAAAGCAUCAGAGAAAGAAGUGAAACAUCGGAAAUAACAUGCUGUCUCCCUCCCCCUCCCCACUGGGGGGAGUUCUUCCCAGCUCAUGAUAGGAGGUCUGAUCUUAUUGGUGUUAGAAAAAAAAUAUGUUUUCCGAACUACGAUGUUUGAACUUGAGACGCAACUCUUAAAGCAAACAAAUAAACAAGAAGAUUUAAAGAAUUUAAGAAAGAAGAAGAAGAAAAAGAAGAAGAAAAGAACCUUAAUGGACAUCACUGAGAUCAAGAGAAUAAGACAGGUUGAUGGCUUUUGUUUAUUUUAAUGGUGGAUGCAGGAAGCCAAGUCAUGUGCAAUUUUAUUUUGUUUUGUUUUUUAACCCACAACAAAAUACUGAAGUGCCCCAGGAGUCUGUUCAAACUGAAACACCGAAAAAUCACCAGAGAGGAAAGGCCUCAGCCACUCAAGAUGCUUUUGAAACUGAGGCAGAAGUAAGUCAGGUGGGAUUUUUUUGCAUUGCAGGCAGAUCUGGAUGUAUAACCUGCCUUCAACAGGCAGACAGGGAAUCUUCCAAUGAUGCCACCUACACAAUCGUCCUAUGCCCAAGACAAGAGGAAAAUCACCAGCGUUGCUGCCUUGAUUUUCAAGCGGUUUUAAGACUUUGUUUACAGUUUGCAACAAACUGACACUCACUACAGAUUUUCUCCAGGGCCUAUGGAACCCUGAACCAUGUCAGGAGAACAGUCUUACACUCAGACUUCUUUCCAAGAUGGGAAUUGAUCAACGAGAACCUUCUGGAAUGUUACAUGCAAGCCAAUGGGGUCAAGCAGGUUAAGUUACACCUGGGACUAAAUAAAACUCCACAAUCUACAAAUAACAGCACACAGGUUUCUAAAAUUAAUAAUAAUAAUAAUAAUAAUUAAUAAAGCACAAGGAGCAGAACUUGAACCAGGCCAAAUUGAACUGAACUGUUCUAAAUCUGUACAUAUUUAUUUAUGUGUAAUUAAAUCUGAAAGUUUUAAAAUGUCCAGUGCAAGUUAUUUAUAUCUAAUUGAGUUGGGAUUUUUUUUUUUUGAAAGAGGAAAGUCUUUGGAUUUUCUGCCAUUAGAAAUGGGAAUGAAGUUUUGGAGUCACAGGCCUGUAGCAUGGACAACAGGCUGUGAUGAUAAUGGCUAUCGAAGUUCUGCAGGGUUUUGUACUUGCUGUUGUUUCUCUGAGAGCUGCAAUCGAUGUACAACACACCACAGUGUCAUUCUCAUUAUCUUAAUAAACCUCUUUUUAUUUGAAGAAAA